This is a messenger RNA of Olea europaea var. sylvestris, 577 nucleotides long. RefSeq lists its product as uncharacterized. Gene Ontology annotation, biological process: negative regulation of ATP-dependent activity. The record is from RefSeq and is a predicted model, not a curated record. The coding region runs from base 87 to 344 and encodes 85 amino acids. The transcript is spliced from 3 exons. NCBI's taxonomy places the organism in Eukaryota, Viridiplantae, Streptophyta, Magnoliopsida, Lamiales, Oleaceae. Gene Ontology annotation, molecular function: ATPase inhibitor activity. Gene Ontology annotation, cellular component: mitochondrion.
AUUAGUAUUUAUCUUAUAAACCUGGGAUUGGGGUUGACUUUGGAAAAUCACUCGAAGUCUCUCUGUCAUCAGUAACCGAGCCAAAAAUGGCAAUGAGAUCUGUCGUUUCACGUGGUGGAUUAGGUCGCUUAAGGGAAAUCAACUGGCGAUCGUCGGCCUCCGGCCUUCGCUACUUGAGCGAUAGCGGCCGUGUCCUCAGUGAAGAAGAACGCGCUAAGGAAACAGUCUACAUUCAGAAAAUGGAGCGGGAGAGACUGGAGAAGCUGAAGAAGAAGAAGGAGAAAGAGAAAGCUGAGAAAGAGAGAGCUGAGAAAAAGGCUGAGGAAGAGACUCAUCAGAACUGAAAUGGUUUGUUUAUGGUGCACUGACUUUUGAAUGCUUGCUAUCUAGGACUUAUGAGAAAUAAAUGUAUGUCACACUGGGUAAUUCUUAACGAGGCUCGGUCAUUGUAUAGUGUUUGAUGACUAUAUCUUGAAUGGUAUCACUGCGAGUCGUGCUGUCAAAAUAUGCUUGUAAAACUUUUCGAGUUUUUGGGGUGUUCUCUUUAAUAGUUAUUGUGCAUAUGGUUUAUUUUGUU